This is a messenger RNA of Ustilago hordei, 888 nucleotides long. RefSeq lists its product as uncharacterized. Bases 1 to 888 code for a protein of 295 amino acids. NCBI's taxonomy places the organism in Eukaryota, Fungi, Basidiomycota, Ustilaginomycetes, Ustilaginales, Ustilaginaceae. The transcript has 3 exons. The record is from RefSeq and is a predicted model, not a curated record.
AUGCUCCUUGAGCUUGGUCCUCUUCGUGGCUGUGCCUGCUCCUUGAGCUUGGUCCUCCUCGUGGCUGUGCUUGGCCCUCCUUUGCAUGCCCAUGACACCCUUGUCACAAGUGCAAAGCAACAGAAGGAGUAUCCAGUGAUCAUUGGCAAGCUACUCUGGGUUGCCAACAGCACCCAGCCCAACCUUAGCCUCACCAUGGGCAUUCUCGCUAGACACAUGUGCGAACCAUCACAGGAGCAUUAUCAGGCAGCACAAUGGGUCUUACGCUACCUCAAAAGCACAAAGGAGGUUGGAUUGGUUUAUAGGGCAAAUGAGUUGCAAGAGCCACUGGUCGCGCACAGUGAUGCAAACUGGAGAAGGAGUACAUUGGGAUCAGUGGCAUUAGUGUACAGGAACCCAGUAGCCUGGAAGUCAGUGACACAAAAAUGCAUAUCAUUGUCUGCCAUCGAGGUGGAGUUCAUUGCAGCCAUGGAAGCAACACAUGAGGUGCUCUUCCUCAAGCAGCUGCUAUGCUCAAUUGGUAUAGCCACAGGCACCCCGACAGUCUACUUGGACAACACUGGUUGCAUACAGGUUAGUAAGGACCCAGCACAGCACUGGAAGCUUAAGCACAUUGACACCAAGUAUCACUUCAUCCAUAACAAUGUCCAAGAGGGAAGGGUGCAGAUCAAGUAUGUGGACACCACAAGAAACUUGGCAGAUGUACUCACAAAGCCCAUUGGGAGACAAGCAAUGCAGCAAGCAAGAUCUGGGCUACACCUGCAAAUACCAGCAGCAGCAUACAGAAUGGGGUCCCCAAGCUAUGCGACAGUAUUGAAGAACAGAGGUUGCACCUUGAAACAACAGCAUAAUGAACAGGGUACAUAUGCUGUUGAGGGGGGGAGUUGA